CUUACCAAUCAGUUUUUGGACUUCCACUGUCUCAUCCUCUGAAUCCUUCUUCUCUCUCUCCAUCACCUCUCAACCCCUUUAUAAACCUCUUCCCAUACCAUUCAUUCUCCCUCACCACACAACAAACCACAACUCAAUAAUAAUAUACACAAACCUAACUAUAUAUUAUAUUUUGCUGAUCUCUUUCUCUUAAACACCUAACUUAAUUAUACCAUGGAUUUGAUGGACAUGGAUGCCAUCAAUGACCUCCACUUCUCUGGACACAGCUCCCUCACCAACACCCCUACUUCCGACGAGGAUUAUGGUUGCACCUGGAACCACUGGUCUCCCAUCGUCAACUGGGACACCUUUACAGGUGCCCCAGAUGACUUUCACCACCUCAUGGACACCAUCAUCGAGGACAGAACAACUGUCCUCGAACAGCUCAGUCCAUCUAUCACCACAACCACCACCACCACCACAACCACGGAUGAGGAAGAAGAAGAAAUGGAAACAACAACCACAACAACAACAACGGCAAUAAAAACGCAUGAAGUUGGUGAUGAUUCAAAAGGGCUAAAACUAGUGCACCUAUUGAUGGCUGGCGCGGAAGCCUUAACCGGUUCAACCAAAAACCGUGACUUAGCUCGAGUGAUAUUGAUCCGGCUCAAGGAAUUAGUCUCACAACAUGCUAACGGCUCCAACAUGGAGAGACUUGCCGCUCAUUUCACCGAAGCCCUUCAUGGACUACUAGAAGGUGCUGGGGGUGCGCAUAAUAACCACCAUCACCACAACAACAACAAACAUUACCUCACCACAAAUGGUCCCCACGACAACCAAAACGACACACUUGCUGCUUUCCAACUACUUCAAGACAUGUCACCUUACGUCAAAUUCGGCCACUUCACAGCCAAUCAAGCCAUCAUCGAAGCCGUGGCCCACGAACGCCGCGUCCAUGUCAUCGACUACGAUAUCAUGGAAGGGGUCCAAUGGGCCUCAUUAAUCCAAUCACUUGCUUCCAACAACAACGGUCCACAUCUUCGGAUAACCGCAUUAUCGCGGACAGGAACCGGCCGGAGGUCAAUCGCCACCGUACAAGAAACCGGCAGGCGAUUAACCUCCUUUGCCGCUUCCCUCGGACAACCAUUUUCUUUUCAUCACUGCAGAUUAGACUCCGAUGAAACUUUCCGUCCUUCUGCAUUAAAGCUUGUACGUGGAGAGGCUUUGGUUUUCAACUGCAUGCUGAAUUUACCUCACCUUAGUUACCGUGCACCGGAAUCAGUUGCUUCGUUUUUAAACGGAGCAAAAACGUUGAAUCCAAAGCUUGUGACGUUGGUUGAAGAAGAAGUUGGUUCUGUUAUUGGUGGGUUUGUGGAAAGGUUCAUGGACUCACUUCAUCAUUAUUCAGCGGUUUUUGAUUCAUUGGAGGCUGGUUUUCCGAUGCAGAACCGGGCCCGGACUUUGGUGGAGAGGGUAUUUUUUGGGCCUAGAAUUGCAGGCUCGUUGGGCCGGAUAUAUAGAACGGGUGGUGAAGAGGAGAGAAGGUCAUGGGGGGAGUGGUUAGGUGAGGUAGGGUUUAGGGGAGUUCCGGUGAGCUUUGCAAAUCAUUGUCAAGCAAAGCUGUUGUUAGGGCUUUUUAAUGAUGGGUAUAGGGUUGAAGAGGUGGGUGUGGGUAGUAAUAAGUUGGUGUUGGAUUGGAAAUCAAGACGUUUGCUUUCUGCUUCCCUUUGGACUUGUUCUUCUUCAGAUUCUGAUUUAUAGGAUGCUGAUUAAUUAAGUGCUAAUCUAUACUAGCUAAACAAUCAAUUAUUCAUGCCAUGUGCCUUUCUAAUUGUUUUUUAUUUACUGACCCUCUAAAAAUGGAAACAAUUAUUGGUUUAAUGUCUCAUGUUAAGUUCCACUUAUGGUAGUUUUUUGAUCGUUGAAGGAUCUUAAAUUUUGUUGACAAAUGUGACUGAUGUCUGAUUGUGUGUGCGUUUUGGUUUGUAAUAAAAAAUUCUCACAUGAAA
This is a messenger RNA of Medicago truncatula (barrel medic), 1988 nucleotides long. Lineage: Eukaryota; Viridiplantae; Streptophyta; Magnoliopsida; Fabales; Fabaceae. The record is from RefSeq and is a predicted model, not a curated record.